Molecule: messenger RNA, 3631 nt
Organism: Cololabis saira (Pacific saury)
Lineage: Eukaryota; Metazoa; Chordata; Actinopteri; Beloniformes; Belonidae
Gene: asb14b
Product: ankyrin repeat and SOCS box containing 14b
Exons: 10
Coding region: 306-2054 (582 amino acids)
Biological process (GO): intracellular signal transduction
Molecular function (GO): protein binding
Source: RefSeq, a predicted model, not a curated record
UACUGCCAGCACUGCUAACUGUUUGACGUGCGUGUGUGUUGGUUUCUAAUAAUCGUUCCUGUGUGAUUACUGAGUGAGUGUAUGUGCUGGCUGGUGACAGUCUGCUGUGCUUAGUGGGUCAAAGCCAGGUGCUGGUUGUAAAGACCCCGUGAUACUGAUAUUUAUAGUACAGUAUCUAUGAAUAGCUGCAGUGUCAGUGUGCAUACUCAGGAGCCCACUUGCUGUACCGGAUUAAAAUCUGCCAAAGGACUACAGCCAUUUUGCUUCAGCAACGCCUUCAAAAUUGAAUUUAUUUGGAUGAACAGAUGAGCAUGGAAGCAGAAGAGGAUUUUUAUCAAUCAGAGGAUGAGCUGGAUGAAGAUGAGGCAACACAAUACAUCAUUGAACAAAGUCUGAUUCAGUACAGAAAACUAAAAGGAUUAAAUCCAAGUGAUCUGAAACUCUGUGAAGACCUUGAUGAGAUUUUCAAAGCUAUCAAGGAAGGUGACGAGGCUACACUGAGCACGAUAAUUGAGCAGCCAGAGAAUCUGUCCAGAGUUGAUGCACGAGGAUGGAUCCCUUUGCACCAGGCUGCAGCGCAGGAGAACAAAAUCAUUCUAGAAAUGAUCUUUUCAGCGUCACGCCCAGGAGCAGCUGAAUGUCGCACUUUGAAGGGUGAGACGCCUCUCUUCUUAGCUGCGGUUCAUGGAAUCAGAGCCAAUGCUACGUUCCUGUUACAGAAUGGUUGUAACCCGGAUGUCCAGAACGAUGAGGAGGAUUCUCCCUUGGUGGCUGCCAUUCUGAAUGACCAGUAUGACUUAGCCACUCUUCUGCUUCGCUACAAUGCCAACGUAGACCAAACAGGGUCGCUAGACAGGACAGCUCUACACGAGUCAGCCUUUUUAGGAUUGGAGAAUUUCGUUUAUCUGCUGUUACAGUCAGGUGCCAACCUGGAUGCACCUGACAUCAACAAGAAAACUCCACUGGCUCUCGCUGCUCAAAAUGGACAUCUGAACGUGGUGGAGGUUCUUUUACAGAAAGGCGCACAAGUGGAGUCUGAAUCAGAAUCAGGCUCUAUUUUGUUUGAUGCGGCAGCAUCAGGGCACCCUGACGUUAUCUCCAUGCUGCUGGAGCAUGGAGCAGAUCCCAACAUUCCUCUUUACAGUGGCCAUCUGCCACUUCACCGUGUGGCAUACCGUGGACACAGACUGGCGUUGGAAGUCCUCAUCCCUGUGACUAACCUGCAUGCUGUUAAAGAGAGCGGGAUGAGCCCUCUCCAUUCUGCAGCUGCUGGGGGCCAUGCCCAUUGCAUGGAGAUUCUGCUCAAAGCCGGCCAUGAUCCAAACUUCAUGCUGCACCCAAGGUUGCGCCGCAGCUAUAAUGAUGAGCGCAGGUCGGCCCUCUUUUUCGCUGUGUCAAACAACGAUCUUCAAUGCACCCGCUUGCUACUAGAGGCCGGAGCAAUGGUCAACCAGGACCCUAUCAACUGUCUACAGGUGGCUCUUAGACAGGGCAACUAUGAACUUAUCAACACCUUGCUGAAAUACGGGGCAAAUGUUAACUAUUACUCCCGAGUCAACACCACUCACUUCCCCUCAGCGCUGCAGUAUGCCUUGAAAGACGAGGUUAUGCUGAGAAUGAUUCUGAACUACGGUUAUGAUGUUAAGCGUUGUUUUGACUGUCCAUACGGUGACAGUUCCCAUGACUAUGCUCCUUGGACAACCUCGGCCAUCAAAGACAUGGUGUUCUGUGAGGUGAUAACAGUGUCAUGGCUGGCGCACCUAUCUGCCCAGGUGGUACGCAUCAUGCUGGACUACACUGACUACAUCUCCUUCUGCCCCAAACUAAAGGAAACCUUGCAGGAGCAGAAACAAUGGCCAGAAAUAUGUCAUAUUCAAAGAAACGCAAGGAGCCUGAAGCACCUGUGUCGGUUGCAAAUAAGGGAGCACAUGAAUCUUCUGCGCUUGAGAGCAUCAGUUUUUAUUAACUUCCUUCCUCUUCCACCCAGGCUGAAAGAUUAUCUACGCUUCAAGGAGUUUGAUGUUUACAGCAGGGGCAGCGUUCUUCACCCCUAGUUUAAACACAUUUGAAGAUACCAGAUCUCACAGAUACAUUAUAAUUUAUAUGUGCCUACUAUACUAGUGCCUAUUAACUUUCUGCCUUGUCAUUAUGUGUUUUGAAAUGUAAAUGUCGGGCAUAUGAAAUACCUUGCAAUAGUCAAAUAAAUUCCCUUCACUUGUAUGGUGCCAAUUCACAACAAAGUAAUCUAUGAGACUUAAUACAGAAAACAUUGAAAAUGUACAAAGUUGAAAAAAAAAACCAAUCCAAUAAAUACAAUCCAAAUGAUAUUCCAGUUCAGUCUGAUUCAUUGGAAGUCAUGCAUAAUAUAAUUCAUAAACCAGUUAAUUUCAGUUGAGUAAAAAAAUCAUAUAAUGCCAAUUAAUAAAAAACUGCCUUGCUGAGAAACAGUUAUUAAAUAUUCAUCAUUAUCUGAAAGGAAAGAUUAAACCCUAGUCUUAAAGGUAGAGAUGAUGUCUGCAUCCCUGAAUGUUCUACUUUUGGAAACUUUAAGAUUUGCAUAAAACCUGAAAACACAUUUCUUUACUUCUUGUUAAUUGGCUGUUGUGGUGUGUUAAUAUGCAUUAAACAGGUUUACUCAGAAUAGAAAAACAACUUGACUUAUAUGGAUGCAGAAGAAACUAUUUUGAAGGAAGCCAGUUAGCAUAUAUGCAUAUAGCAUACAUGGAGGGAUAUUUCUUUUUUGGCACCAUCAUGUGGUAAACCAGAGUAUGACAGGAGUGGGAUGUUCAGUAGGUUCAUUUACUAGCCAUAUCAGUAUGAGGAAAAUAUGAGGGGAAAUGGGAAUUGGUCUUAAAAGGUGUCAUUACGAACACAACAAUGCAUAAGUGUAUUCAGGAUGCAUAUAGUAAUAAUUCAUAUUUUGGUAUUUGUGGUGUGAUUCACUUUUUUUCUUCCUUUUUCAUAUGUAUGACAGUAGGUCAUAUUUCAUUUUACUGGAUAUUGUUACCUGUGUGCUAGGCCGGAUUAUCCGUAUAGUGAACCGGGCCCAGGGGCACCGGCCAAUGAGGGGGCACCAAAUCAAAUGACUAACUGGGCCAUAUAUGUCAUAUUUUGAUAUUUUCUCUAUAUAUUUGCUGGAAGAGGAGCAAACAGGUUGAGCAGUAACCAAUGAUAUAAUAAAAAUACAUGGAAAUAAUAAUAAAAUAAAAAGAAUUGCGUUUGAGUGAGUGCCUUAACCUUAAAUCUAACAGCGUACACAUUGCUAUUGUAUUAAUGUGCUGUUCCCUACCUUCACAUCAGCUCAUUCAGUAGGCCUGUUUGAUUGUUUAGUCAUAUGCUGUAAUAGUUUUGCAUGUAGUCCUCAGACAGGCCAUAUAUGGUGGAAAUGAUGAUAGUUAACAUGUGGUGUUACAUUGGCAUGUGAGUUGCAUUCUGAUUGGAGCAUCAGUGUAGUAGUGACCUUGUGGUCAUGGUCGGUGGAGCCUCUCGGUGUGGACGGCCACCCAUAGGUAGUGUUUUCCUCACCUGGAUCGUUAGUGCUAAGCCAUGUCACCAGUCCAUUUACUGUGUGUGUGUGUGUGUUUGUGUGUGGGUGUGUGAGUGUGUGCACAUGUGUAUGAGUGUGAGUGAG